CGAUUCCUCGCAUCAUUUCAAGCCUGUUGAAAGUUAUCGAUUGUUCACUAUCGCUCAUCGCUAAGCAGCAUUGCACCGCGCAAAAAAAAGUGACGCGCAACUUCUUUCAAUUUCAACGAUUUGUGAAAAAGCGUGUGACGAAAACCUGCGAUUAUGGCCGACAUUGACAAUUUAGAUUCACUAUCGAAUGCCGAAUUGCGCGCACAGAUGAUCGCCCAGGGACUGCCGAAUAUGCCCAUAACUGAUAGCAGCCGCAAAGUGCUCGUCAAACGUUUGCGUACCUCACUUGGAGGCAACGCCGCAUCGUCGGCAGCCGCCAGUCCCAAGAAAGCCGGCAAUCGCCGUGAGACCAUGCAGCCAGUUGCUGCCACUGCCGCUGAUCAGGUGGAUAAAUCGGAUGGCUUGGCAAAGACACGCCGCAGCAUUGCAUUCCCGGCCAGCGACACCAAAGAGGCCGAACGACGCCGCAAGCCGGAAACUGUUGCAGCUCCGCCCCGUGAGUCCGAGGCCGUUAAACCAGCUGCUGUAGCAGCAAAGGCCGCGCCCAUUCAAACACGUCGCACCUCCAAUACGGAGCACCGUGAGAUGCAUGUCGAACGUGUCGUAAAGAAGCCCGAAACUAUAGUCGAGGAGACAAUGGCAACAACCGCAACAACAGCAACAAAAGUGACAAAACAACACAAGGGGGAAAGCGCUUUGGAAGUCAACUCGCUGAUCAUACUGGAAUCCGAUGAAGAGGUGGAGGAGCAGAUGUCGCGUGCAUUAAACCGUGCCGAGGAACAAUUGGUGUUCAAACAGAAGACAGUUAAGCCCACAUCUAAGCUGACCACAACCACAACAAGCACUCAAUAUGUUGGUGACUCGCUGUAUCCCUCCCUGGAGUCUACUCGGGAGCGCAUAAGACAGCAACCGCUGGAGCGCCCUAGCUUGAGGUAUGAGCAGGCGCCAAUCUCUUACAGCCAGGCGGCACCCAUAACAACAAGCACCCAUCAAUCCCAUCAAUAUAUUAGCAGCGAUCCACUUUAUCCCACACGGGAGCAGAAAAACCAACAGCCACUGGAGCGCUCUAGUCUGAAUUAUGAACAGCAGGCGCCCAUCUCUCAUCUCUCACAGGCGCCUCGCAUUACUGGGGCCAGUUCGUAUGCGUCAAGUGGGCGUUACAGCAGCUACUUGAGCCCGCAGACAGUCCCAGUCAAAUCCACAACCUCAGCUGCUGCUCCAACUGCUACCAGCUAUCGUCGCUCACCGCCGCGCAACUAUACCACAGAAUUUAGCGAUGACACCGCCGAUGACGAACCUCUCUCCCAGGGAGGUCACUUUGAGAGUGAUUUCGCCCGCAAUUUGGCGCGCUUGCGAGCCGAACGCAUUGGCGAUCGCGGCAACUCCAUCAAUAGGCGCAUCACUGGUGGUCGUCGCUCCCUACGCCCAGAACAUGAGUCGACAUCCGUUGUACUGGGACGCUGGUGGCAGAGCCUCGAUCGCAAAUACAAUCUCAAGUCGAAGUUGUUUAUAUCGAUGGUGGCACUGCUGCUCUAUGUCGCUUAUCGCGUCUACUACUGAUUGAGAUGAAUCUGGCUGUGCCAUAGCGAAGCAGAAUACUCCAAUUGUCAGAAUUUCGUUAGUAUUUAGUAUUGUUGCAAGUUCAGUUUCAAUUGAUUUACCAUAUAUUCCUUUUAAAUAACAAACAAAAAUAUUUACUGUAUGUAUGUUUGUGUGAUCGCUCGAAAUUUAGGAAUUUUUUAAUCUAAAUCUAAAUUGGAAUCGCCCUUAAUUUAAAUUCUAGUUUCUUACAUUCUUAACAAACUUGCUCUUACACAGCACAAAUAAUGUUCAACAUAUUUAAAUCAUUAAUUUCUGAUUAAUUGCAUACAAAAAUAACACCACACACAAAUCAUAUAUUAUAAAUUAGAUAUAGUUUUGGAACCAAAGCGAUCGGGCGAUCGGGCGAUCACCGUAUGUAUCUGUUAUAACAUCUUAAUUCAUAUGUUUAUACUACGAUUUGUUCCACAUAAUUUUGUCAAGCACUGUGAGUGUUGCUACAUGUUUCCAAGUAUCAAUAAUAAAAAAUCAAAAGAACGCUGUAACUUAAAUA
Molecule: messenger RNA, 2092 nt
Organism: Drosophila grimshawi
Lineage: Eukaryota; Metazoa; Arthropoda; Insecta; Diptera; Drosophilidae
Product: otefin
Exons: 1
Coding region: 154-1560 (468 amino acids)
Source: RefSeq, a predicted model, not a curated record